UUCAGAUAUCACCUUCAAGAUCACCAUGCGCAGAAAGACACUGUUCUAUACAGUGAACCUAAUCAUACCCUGCGUAGGUAUUACCUUUUUAACAGUGCUGGUUUUCUAUCUACCCUCAGACUCUGGAGAAAAGGUCACCCUAUGUGUAUCCAUCUUACUGUCGCUGACUGUGUUCUUCUUGCUCUUGGCUGAAAUUAUUCCUCCAACGUCUUUAGCUGUGCCUUUGCUGGGGAAGUAUCUGUUAUUCACUAUGAUCCUGGUCACUUCCUCUAUUUGGGUGACGGUUUGUGUACUCAACGUCCAUUUCAGGUCUCCCUCAACGCACAAGAUGUCUCCUCUGUUCAGGAAGAUAUUCCUGCAGUUCAUGCCAAAGCUGUUGAUAAUGAGAAGAACUACAUACGCUUUACCUGAAUAUGAUGACAAUCAGCCUCCCAGGAGCUAUUCGAAUGACAUGGAUGUCCAAAUGAACGUGGGUGAGCCGUUCACAUCAGACUUCAAGAUUACUACCAGGGAGCCCAGCUUCGUACUUCAAAACUCAGACCAGGAAGAUAAGAUGAAGGCUCAUUCAUCCAGUAAGUAGAUACACUUUUCUUAGCACAAACUUCAAUCAGUAUAAGCAAAGAUUAUUUAAGAACUGGUGAGAAGUAAGCAUGACAUUUUCACCGGAAUAACCAGGAAGAGCAAACUGAGCUAUUAAGGAACCUGGGCAUCGGAUUUUUCAGGUAGAACUAU
Messenger RNA from Acanthoscelides obtectus, 732 nucleotides. Lineage: Eukaryota; Metazoa; Arthropoda; Insecta; Coleoptera; Chrysomelidae. The record is from the annotation of a GenBank genome assembly.